AUGGCUUCCUCAUCCGCAUCUCGUGCAUCCAACUAUGAUGUCUUCCUCAGUUUCCGAGGGGAAGACACUCGACAUUCUAUCGUCAGCCAUUUGUACGCAGCUCUUGCUAGCAGAGGAAUUGCUACCUUCAAAGACGACAAAAGGCUUGAGCUAGGCGACCACAUUUCUGAAGAACUCCACAGAGCAAUUGAAGGUUCGGAUUUCGUUGUCGUGGUUCUCUCAGAGAACUACCCUACUUCCAGGUGGUGCUUAAUGGAGCUCCAAAUGAUAAUGAAGCUUCAGGUGGAAGGAAGAAUUGGUGUCUUUCCCGUCUUCUAUAGAGUAGACCCCUCUGACGUGAGGCACCAGCAAGGAAGUUUCGAUCUAGAAGGGUACGAACGUGAUCCACAAAUGGUAGAUAAGGUUCCCAAGUGGAGAGAAGCUCUUAAAAUGAUAGCCGAUCUUUCAGGCGUGGCAUCUGGACAGUGCAUUGAUGAGGCAACUAUGGUUCGAAAAAUUGUCGAAGAUAUUUCAAAGCGCAAGGCGAUGAUGCAAAAGAUAGACUUCAGAAAUAUUGUUAGGGUAGAUACUCACUUGCAAGAACUCAAGUCUCUCUUGGAUAUGGACUCCAAUAAUGAUGAGGUUCGUAUGAUUGGAAUAUGGGGAAUGGGAGGCAUUGGCAAAACCACCAUCGCCAAGUGUCUCUAUGACCAGCUCUCAUCUCAUUUUACAACCAGGUAUUUUACAGAAGACAUCAAGGGUAUCUAUAAAGACCUUGAUCUACUGCAUUUGCAAAACAAACUUCUCUACAAUACCCUUGGUGAUGAUAUUACGCCGUGGAGCGUGGAAGCUGGUCGCGAGGUCAUAGCGGCAAGACUGGGGAACCACAAGGUUCUUCUUGUGCUAGAUGGUGUGGAUAAUUUGGUGCAGAUCCAUGCUCUGGCAAAAGAGACACGAUGGUUUGGUCAUGGGAGCCGAAUCAUCAUAACCACCCGAGACAGGGGCUUGCUCAAUAGUUGUGGAGUAAAAGCCAUUUAUGAGGUUAAGUGUCUGGACGAUAUGGAUUCCCUGCAGAUGUUUAAACAGAUUGCUUUUGAAGGAGGUAGUCCUUCUUCUGUUGACUUUGAGCAUCUCUCAAUCCGAGCAGCUCGNGUAAAGUGA
Camelina sativa (false flax) is the source of this 1140-nucleotide messenger RNA. The record is from RefSeq and is a predicted model, not a curated record. NCBI's taxonomy places the organism in Eukaryota, Viridiplantae, Streptophyta, Magnoliopsida, Brassicales, Brassicaceae.